This is a messenger RNA of Aspergillus aculeatinus CBS 121060, 6570 nucleotides long. RefSeq names its product putative transcriptional corepressor of histone genes (Hir3) (gene hir3). The coding region runs from base 1 to 6390 and encodes 2129 amino acids. Gene Ontology annotation, cellular component: HIR complex; nucleus. NCBI's taxonomy places the organism in Eukaryota, Fungi, Ascomycota, Eurotiomycetes, Eurotiales, Aspergillaceae. Gene Ontology annotation, biological process: chromatin organization. Gene Ontology annotation, molecular function: nucleosome binding. The record is from RefSeq and is a predicted model, not a curated record. The transcript is spliced from 4 exons.
AUGUCGAGCUGGGCGGCGCUCAACAUCGAGCCCGAUGAACUAAUCGAGGAAGAGGUCGACGAUACGAAGGAAAUUCAGAUUGAGGAAGCGCUGAAGCUGUACCAAAAUGCGCUGAAGCUUCAUUCCCAGGGCCCGCAGUUCUAUGCGCAGGCCGCGGAGGCCUAUGAUGCCCUGUUAAACUCCGAUAUAUUCAAGUAUCCUGAGUCCAUCUCCGACUACAAGCGCGCCAACUUGCAGGAUUCCGACCUUCCCAUUGACUUCGCUGCAGGCGCCGGAGCCGCAGAGGCGCUGGCGGAGUUCGACAUCAAUGACUCCACGUCGAGCACUUUGAUGCAGACCAUUUACUUGGCUUACAAGAACCACGGUCAAUUCCUGUUGGACGCUCUACGCGCGGCCUUGGAGGGUCAGGCUACUGAUGUACAGGAUGCUGCGGACCUAUCGUCCCAGGUCACUGAACAGGCCAGCGCCGCUCUAGCAGCCUUCGCGGAGGCGCUGGAGCGCGAUGACUCCGACCUCAAUCUCUGGAGACAGAGCGCAAGGCUCUGUAGCACUCUACAGAGCUAUCGUCUCACGCGGUACUGCCUGGAGAGCGUCCUGGCAGACGACGAGAAUCGUCUGGAAGUGCGCACGGAGCAGCUAGGCUUGGAGGAGACGUUCGCGGAGGAGCGUCUGCGUGAAACUCUGCUGUCGGUGCACGACCGACUCUCCGUGUCUCAGGUUCCUCUCAAGAAGCCGAAAAAGGCCCUUCUGAAAUUCCUCAGGAGGCAGGCUGAUCCAUUCCCUUACCUUCCGGCACUUCCACAGCAAGUCGAGGAUCUCCACGCGUCAAGGUCUCACCUUUCCCAACAGAGCUCACGUCAUGAAAUCAGGCCCGUUGGCCCUACAUGGGCUGCGCUAGGAAAAGCUAUACUUCAGUCCCUCAUUGAUGACGAGCUGGGUGUAGCAGAGAUCAAACCUGGAACCUCGGUUCAGAUAUCGCUUCCAGCUCCCAGUCCCGAGCUCAAGAGUACCAUAGAAGUUGCCAUUCCCGUCUACCAUCCACCGGCAGAGGAGACGGACUCACAAAGGCAACAAGCCAGCCGUGCGCCUGCUGAAUCCGAGCAGGCUACAGAUGGCGCUCCUCGCGUGAAAUCAGAAGUUGCUGACGACCAUUCCUCCAUCGAUCAACGCGCAGAGAAGCAGCUCAUGGAAUCAUUAGAGACGCAGUCAUCGGAGCCCCCCGGUCCGAGCACUCAACCAGAGAAUGCGAACAUGGAAGAAGCCAGUGCAAGGCCCCUAACAGGAGGUCGCAAGCGUUCGUCUGCAUUUUUCCAACCCGACGAUGUCGACAAUCUGAGGGCGAAGAGCAGAAGGACACGGCUUCGAGAGUCAACCGCACACGCAGAUAGUUCUUCGCAGGCGGUGGACUUGGCUGCUGACUAUGCUAAGUUCUAUGAUGACCGCCUCGAAGGUUAUGUGCAGGCGGAUGACUCAAUGCAGUCAGCUGUCGGCCCCUUGUUGGCCAAGUUCGGCGUCGAAGAUCUCAGCGACAUCGAUGAGCUCAGAAAAGCCGUGCGGGCGAUGGUUGAUCGCAAAGAGUCGCCUGAUAUCUCGGCUGACGAGUCCCACGAAGGCCACCAUCUGGUCGGGGAUUUGCUAGACACACUCCGAAACUGGGAUGAAGCAAGAUCCCAGGUCACCUACCAGCCCGACAGCCUGUCUACUUUGCAGGAUAUUCGAGGAAUGGGAAACUCCGGGCUGGCUAUCUUCUUGGAACACUCGAGAAAGUCGGCCAGGAAGCUGGGGGUGAAACAGGCUCUCGCUGAUGACGAGAGACUUUUCAGACUCACCACGAGCGUCAAUGAUGAGCUUAUGCAUGUUCGCGAUGCUGCCCUUGCCUGGCUCAAAGCUCUAUUAAUGCCGAAAUUUGCGAAGCAUGCGAUGGAUCAUGUUGUGCCACGGAAGUGGCCUGCAAUGGAGUCCGCAUACACGUCGCUGCAGUGGCCAGACUCACUGAAGGAGACUGUGGUGCAGCUCAUACUGCACCAAGACGAGUUUAUUUACGAAAGCAUGCACGAACAGCUGCAAAGCCUUGAGACUCAAAUUCUCGCAGGUCAAGCUGAAUCCACAUUUUCAUACACGCUUGCUCAUUUCUCUGAUUUGGAAAUGAUUCAAACACUUUUUGAACUUCACCUUGACAUAUACGCGUCAAUUAAUAAUCCUAAUAGUGAGGUGGAUGGAAGAACGAGGAUUCAGCAGCGCGAUCGCUUGGGGAGAUGGAGCCUCCUCGCACGUACCGCUUUAUCACACUUCCUUGACCACAGCCACGCUAGCACAAGCUGCCAGGAGGUCUUUGCCCUGCGACACAUAUGGGCAUCGACUUUUCAUUCCAAUAUGGCCAGUGACAUCCACCGAGAGCAUGUAUUGCUCUGUCUUCAGGAGCUAAAAUUCCUCUUUGAGCGCUUGAAAGAUCCAGUAAUUGGCCUUGUGAACAAUGCGAUCAUGCCUGAACUGUCUUCCGAGGCUGUUGAUCAAGAGAUCUCGAAGCUCAAGUCCAUGGACUUCUUCAUGAAGAUCUUCAACCCCAGCUCAGAGGACCCAGUGGAUCUCAUUGAGACCAUUGAACCUAUUCUCGAGCCCGCGUCUUUUCAGAUCGAAGGUAUCGAUGAGGGAAGCGAGCCACUUGAGCCCAAUUCUCAAAUCACCGAGAUGAGUAUUUUCCUGGAUCGCGGCGAUGCCACGCUGAGACUCUUCCUCUGGCGAAGACUACAGGAUGCUUACAAGAAGAUUGAUUAUCCUCCCAAGGUCAUUUCUUGCUACUUGCGCAGCAUCGAAAUCAUAAUGAAAGAGCUUCAGAUCUCAUCCGAGUCGGACGAACCCAGUGAGCACCGUCAAAUCACCCUCCUUCGGUGGCUCAAAUCACUUGAUAGCAUCUUGAACAAGACUGUAACAGCCGUGCUUCUGGACGCGGACAAAGCAUACGAGUGCUUUGACAUGGAACAUUUGAAGGCUUCGUUGACUGCAGUGGCCUCUCUGACUAGACUUCUCUACGGGUUCUCAUUGUAUGAGGACCUACUUCGCAUCGGUGCGACCACAGGUCCAGAAGUCCGCGGCGCGCUAUCGAAGUCUCUAGAGAGCCUCAAGGAUAGACUGCGCGAGAUGCAGGUCCGCUGCUGGAUUCUGCAAUACACACUUGUAAAGGAAGCUAUGUCUCAAGAAAAGGAGGAGUUCGAGGCCCCUGCGGAAGAUCGAGUGAACUACUUGCGAGCUGUCCAUCAAUGCCUGGGCAUUCGCUUCAUGUGCAAACUGUCUCACAAGCAAUUCCUGAAACUGAUGAGAUCUGAGCUCUUCGCUAUCGGCGUCAACGAUGACACUGAAUGGGACAUAUGUCAGCUCCUGUACGACAUCAACGGGAUCAAGUGUUCACCCUUGUAUGGUGAACUGGACGACCACAAAUGCCCAACGGAGAAGCUGGAUCGCACCACGGCUAUCAUCAUGGUGAACUUGGUGAUGAAACAAGCCCAGCGAAUGAGCAUCAAGGACUUGUCGAAGUCGGAGUUGAAAUCCACCAUCGAGAAGAUGCAGCAGGCCAUUGGCACUACCAAGUCAUCUCCCCCUUUGUCUUACAACAAGCGCAUCACAAAUGCAUAUCUGAAGUCUCCAAUCAACCCGUUGGCGCUCUUCCGAUCCAUCCAGGGCGUGGCAAGCUUAUCCUUGAUCCCAGUGCUAACCGAAAGUGCUAUGGUCGCUCGGAAUGGCUGGUACUUCCUCCUUGGGUAUGCGGCUUUGACCAGGUUUCGGUCGCAGAAGCGCUUGAGCCCACUCCCGACAACUGAUCUUGAUGAUGCCGUCAUGUGCUUCCGACAAGACAUUGAGCACGGAACGGCGCGAUGGGAGACCUGGUACAGGUUGGCGCAGACAUACGAUUCGAAGUUGGAAGAAGACAUCACCUGGACAGCUGACAGAAUCAACAACAACCGGGCGGAGCUGGUAACAUGGCAGCGCUAUUCUAUUCAUUGCUAUGCCAUGGCCAUUUCGACGGCCAUGGGAAACUCGGAUCCAACACCAGAGACCCGCGAGAUGCUCGCGGACCUGUUCACAGAUUUCGGAAUUCGCCUUUACUCGUCCUCUAGGGAACCACUGUCUAUGGGCGCAUUUAGUCUCGCAGACUUCACACGGCAUUUCAGCAACGAGGAAAGCCAAAGCAUGUAUGAAGGCCGACCUUUCAAGGAGAUGAAGCUAUACUCCGUGUGGAAUCUCGCCAGCUACCUUCUCAAGCGGGCUCUAGUCGACAAACCCAAGAACUGGAUGACUCAUUACAUGCUAAGCAAGUGUCUCUGGAAGAUGUUCAGCUGUGAUGAUUCCGUCAGAGGGCCAUUCAAGCAGCUCGAUCUAGACACUUUGUUAGACUCCCUGCUCGAUGCGAUUGACGCUCUGCCGCAACGAAGGGAUUCGCGGUCGGAACCGAUAUUCGAACCUCACUACAAGCUUGUGACUGUAGUGCACAAGUUGGUUCGUCGCGGAGCCUUAGAGCCCGCCGACGCCAGCAAGACGCUCCUCGCUACGCCCUGGGCUCGCAAAGUGCAGCCGCCGGAAGACAAGGCUUCCUGGAAGCGCUACAUCUCCGAAGUACUUCGCAACCUGAAGAAUGCCGACAAAUCGAACUGGCACCAUCGCAUGGCGUACCGAGCUGCACGAAUCCUCUACGAAGACGACGAAGACUCCAUUGAAGCUGCGUCCGCCGCCAAGAACGAGCUCACCCAGCAAAUCGUCACCAAGACCAUGACCAUCCAAGUCUGGAAACCGGAACACGAGCGUCCCGGGCGUCACUUUGUCUACACCACACGAUACGCCUACUUCUUCGUCUCUCUCCUGGACCAGCUCGACGACCGCGCCAACCUGGACCAACUUCUCCGCCGUGUGCGCAAGAAGCAAGGCGACUUUGUCAACCACGCUAAACUCUGGGAGGACAUGUGCCUCACCUACGCGGGGCUGAUCCGGCGUGCCGCGCACAUCGACGAAGGACACGAGGAGAGUGUCUUCAAGCCCAUCGGCUGGGAGGAGUUCGUCGCCAACACGGCGCGCCUCGAGAGCCUGACCGACCUAGCGCCGGGCAGCGAAUCCCUGCUGGAACUCAUCCGCGACGCCAUCGAGCUGAAGAAACUCAACAACAGCCUAAUGAAAGUCGCCCUGCUGGAGGACCUGAUCGCCGACGUUUACUCCCGCCUGUACCAGAUCAACAUGCCGCAGGUCCUCGAACAAGCCCACGAGGAGACUAAAGAACGGCUCAAGGUCGACCCCACGCUCCCCGGCGGUGCCGCAGCAGGCGGCGGCGGCAUGAGCAUGAUCAACAGCGACGGCGCCGCCGACACCACCACCAACACCCCGACGCCGCCCACCUCCGCCCCGGCCUCGGAAGCCCCCGCCCCACGCGGCCGCACCAAAGGCAUCGCCCGCCGAGACAUCCAGAAGCGCUCCGAAGCCAUCGUCCACCGCAAAGUCCCACCCCGUCUACCCACCACAUCCGCUGCCGCCACUACCUCCACCUCUGCCGCUGCCCCAAGCACCGCCGCAACAGCAUCAGCAGCAGGAGGAGGACCGGGUAGCCGCAAGACCUCUACCACGACAGCCACCGACCCUACCACCACCACAACCACCACCGCGGCGCUCAAUCCCCAAACUCUUCCCGCCACCGAAUCCACAUCCGCAGGCCCAUCACUCCUGGAGAGCAAGACCGGCGGCCGCCUGGCCGAGGACCUGGACCUGGCCUCGGGCCAGCAAAGCGAUACCAUCCCCGCCAGUCUGCACGAUAGCGCCGACGACGAGAGCGAGCUCAGCGAGAUGGACGACGAGAAGCUGUCUAAGCUCACCACGGAGCGGAAGUUGUUGUUCCCCAACCUCCGGGAUGGGUCGCUCGAUCCCGAGUCGGAGCUGGAGGGGCUGGCCAGUGGGGCGGAUGGGGAGGAUGUGGAUGUGGAGCUGGGUGAUGGAGAGGGUGAGGAGGAGGGUGAGGAGGAGGAAGAUGAUGAUGAUGAUGAUGAACGGGAAGGGGAAGAGGGCGAUACUAUGGUUGAGGGUGUUGAUGUUGAUAUUGAUGAUGAGGGUGAGGGUGAGGGUGAAGGUGAAGGUGACGAAGGGGAUGUGGAUAUGGAAGGGGGUGACGAGGAAGAGGAAGAGGUAGAGGGGGGGGAAGAAGAAGGCGAGGAAGACGAGGAAGAAGAGGAGGAGGAGGAGGAAGUUGGCGGCGAGGAUGAUGAUGAGGGUGAUGUCGAAGGCGAUGGGGAGGAUGAGCCCCUGGGCGACGCGGAAGGGAACGAGACCGCCGAUGAAGUGGACGCGGCCGCGGACGCUGGUCAGCUCGAGAUUGCGGGCACGGAUGAUGAUGAGGACAUGACUGAGGCAGAGCCUUGAGCCAGCCCUUGACCCAGAAACUCUAUUGUUCCUUGUCGGGUCAGCCUCGAUUCCCACAAUUUGUAUCAUUACAAUUCCUCUUCAUUUCGUUUAGCUAAGGACAAACCAAGGUCGGCGUUACCGGGAAGAGCUGCUGGGUCACAAGAUGUCUGUGCAAGUAAUGAAUGUGCUUUGUACUGU